Messenger RNA from Aedes albopictus (Asian tiger mosquito), 6079 nucleotides. RefSeq names its product bone morphogenetic protein receptor type-1B (gene tkv). The coding region runs from base 1401 to 2921 and encodes 506 amino acids. Gene Ontology annotation, biological process: protein phosphorylation; cellular response to growth factor stimulus; BMP signaling pathway. The transcript has 3 exons. Gene Ontology annotation, cellular component: signaling receptor complex; plasma membrane. Gene Ontology annotation, molecular function: SMAD binding; transforming growth factor beta receptor activity, type I; ATP binding. The record is from RefSeq and is a predicted model, not a curated record. Lineage: Eukaryota; Metazoa; Arthropoda; Insecta; Diptera; Culicidae.
GCGUGGAGGCGAACAGUACAGGCUGGACGGUAGAAGCGUUGUGUCGUGUUUUGCUCGUUACUCCGCGUUCGUUUGGCGUUCGAAUUUUAUUUUUCUGUGGGAUUUAACUGCACCGAUUUGGUUGGAAUAAAUCACGGUUUGCGGUGGUGGUGAUCUACCGGGAGUUAAUAUCUCAUCGUCGACGGGAAGAAAGUUUUUUUUUUUCGAUCGGAACGGUUCGUCAUCGUAUGCUGCGACACUGGGAUUACGUCACGGAUCGUUACAGUAGUGGGAAGAACAAUUUCCAGCAGCAAAGACUGGGAAAGUCACUAGGGAAAACAGUUUGUGCUUGGUUCAAGUGCAGAAGUGAACAUCCCGGAAAACGGAAAUGAGCAUACCGAGCAAGGAAAUUUAUGGUGGAAAUUAGAUUAUCUUUCGGAGGAGGGAAGACGAAGCAUUAGAGUGAAGUGAGUGUUCAACAAAUGUGGGAGAUUUUUGUUUGCGGAAGCGAAGAAUAUUGGAGUGUUCGGUUCAGUGCAUAUCAUCAGAUUGAGUAGCAUCCAGUCAGUUGUGUGACGUAUGGUAACUCGUGCAAACAGCUCAGAAAACAGAAACGCAGAAACGCUUGUUACACGUCUUUCCUCGUGCAUGGUUGAAUUGUAUUUGUAUACAAAUCUCUGAUUCUCCAGACGCGCGCGCGAGGAAUGUUUUGACGCAAACUCGGAAGAAGCUGAAGCGAAACGUGAAUCAAGAAAGACACUGUUAUAAAUAAAAUUGCGAUUUAUAACGGAGCGGAUUUUUCCGUCGGAGUUUAUCUCGAGGCCUGCAAUCGAUCAUUUUUUUUUCGACGGCCACAAACCCGGGGAAGUGGAAAAUGCCCAAACGGCGACUGGCGAGCGUGCGAUAAUUGACGAUUUGACAGUUCGCAGCUUCAAGGUAACCGCGAGAAUCCCUUCGUCCAGGACGUCCGGGAGGAAUCGCGCGCGCCCGAGGGGACUAUUAUUUAUUGAACUCUUGCGAGCUCCAAAGCGAGAAAGACGAAGGAGACGAAAACGGCGACAAGGGCAAAAGGAAAACCUGCCAAAAACAAAAGGUUCACAAUCAUCGUUCUUGGACAUCGGUGGACACAGUGCAGUGGUGUGGUACGCGAAGCAUAAGUGAAGCAUAAGCGAAGUAGAUCGGACCGAGCAGAUCUUCGUUUACCUCGAGAUCGAGGCCCCGGGAGGUGUUUGUGUGUCUGUAUGCAACGGCAACCGGCACCGGGGAGCGGAGAACAAUUCCUACCUUUGCAAGCGUUGGGACGAGACUUGGUGCUGUUGCUGCUGCUGCUCUGCUCUCGGUUACGAGUCUAGAAGAGCCUGCCGAAAGGAGGAGCACAACGACGACGGAGGAACACAGACGCGCCCGAGGAAGAUCCAGACAUGGCGCCGAAAUACAGAAAAAAGAAGGCAAAUGCGCGCACCCUCCAAUGCUACUGUGAAGGACACUGUCCGGGAAACCUACAGAAUGGAACGUGCGAAACGCGCCCAGGGGGAUCAUGCUUUGCCGCCGUGGAGGAAGUGACCGAUGAGGAAACCGGACAAACCGUCCCGGAAUGGAGCCACGGGUGUAUGCCGCCGGAGCAAAAUGGCGGACUGCUACAGUGCAAAGUCGGCGUCCAAUCCCCGCAGAUCCACGGCAAAUCCAUCGUCUGCUGCGACGGCGAAGACUUCUGCAACAAGGACCUCCUGCCGGAAUACGUCCCGAAAACGACCACCCCUCUGCCAACGGCGAACAUUUCCGACCACAACGUCCACCACACGCUGGCCCUGCUGGCGUCCGUCAUCAUCUGCGUGGUGGCCUUUGCGGUGGUCGUCAUCGCUGCCUAUGUGAUGUUCAAGAAGCGCGAGAAGAGGAAACCGCACUGUUUGAUCGACUCGGUUUGUAAUCCGAACUUGUCGCCGCUGGCUGAUCUGGUGGAACAGAGCAGUGGAUCUGGGUCUGGGCUGCCGCUGUUGGUGCAGCGGACCAUUGCCAAGCAGAUCCAGAUGGUGCAUUCGGUGGGUAAGGGACGGUACGGUGAGGUCUGGCUGGCCAAGUGGCGCGAUGAGCGAGUGGCUGUUAAGAUCUUCCACACAACGGAGGAAGCUUCCUGGUUCCGGGAGACGGAAAUCUACCAGACUGUGCUGAUGAGACACGAGAACAUUCUAGGCUUUAUCGCGGCAGAUAUCAAGGGAACGGGAACGUGGACGCAGAUGUUGCUCAUAACCGACUACCACGAGUUGGGAAGCUUGUACGAUUACCUCCAGAAACGAGUUCUGAACCCACACAUGCUCAAGACCUUGGCGCUUUCUCUCGCUUCCGGAUUGGCGCACCUUCACACGGAGAUCUUUGGAACUCCAGGGAAACCAGCGAUCGCCCAUCGGGACAUCAAGAGUAAGAACAUCCUGGUCAAACGGAACGGCCAGUGUGCGAUCGCGGACUUCGGCCUGGCGGUCAAGUACUCCAGCGAAUCGGACGAGAUUGAGAUCGCCAAGAACACUCGCGUCGGAACCCGCCGCUACAUGGCACCGGAAGCGCUGAACGAAACCCUGGACGCCAACGUCUUCGAGAGCUUCAAGCAAGCGGAUAUGUACUCGCUGGGCCUGGUCUUCUGGGAGAUGGCUCGCCGAUGCAUCAGCACUAUCCGCGGCACGAAGAACACCACAUGUGAGGACUAUGCCCUGCCAUACCAGGAUGUGGUUCCGUCGGAUCCCAGCUUCGAGGACAUGUACGCGGUGGUGUGCGUGAAGGGUGUUCGGCCACCGAUCCCGCAGCGAUGGCAAGACGAGGAGAUUCUCGUGGUGCUGUCCAAGAUGAUGCAGGAAUGCUGGCAUCCGAAUCCGGCCGUCCGGCUGACGGCACUGCGGGUUAAGAAGACCCUGGUCAAGCUGGAGACAGACUGUUCGAUAAAGAUAGUGUAAGAUGGGAGAAACUCGGAAUGAGAGGAAGUGACGCGCGUGCGAUAGUUUGUGUGCGAGAGAUUCGAGAAUGUAGUGCGCUUUUUAUUUAUUCUACGGUACUGUUUUAUUUUCCGGAUUCGUCGUCUUCUUUGAAUAUAGACACCCUAGCCGUAAGUUUUACAACGUGUAGUACAUUAGCACUAGUUUUCGGUAAGCAUCUUUGUCCGUCUAGGACUAUUGUUGGAAUAUUAGUUGGAAGAGAAACAGGAAAAACAUGUUGCCAUAAUGCAUUCAAAUAAUUUCAAGAGAAACGAUAUGAGCAAAUUAAGAAAAAUGUAGCAAAAUAUGGGAGAAUCUGUAAUCUUCUCAAUCUCGAGAAGUGUCUGAAACAUCGUGUAAAUAAAAUUCUAGUUUUCUGAUUAAUGAAAUUGACAACACGUUCGCUAUAAAUCUUGUCUUCGUACCCUAAAAACACGGGAAACAUCUCUAUUUCUAUUCAGUUCUGAAUGUUAGUUUUCUUUUUGAUUUCUAACUCCAACCAAUGUAUGAAUUUAAGAACUCUUCCAAAAAUAUUUUCAGAAAUUUAUUCAAGUUUUUGCUUGGAAUAAUUCAUUCCGAAAUUGCUCUAAGCGUUUUUCCCGAUAUUCUAUAAAAAAUUCCUCUUUGAAUGCCAUUCCAGGCAUUUUCUAGUCCCUAGUGAAAUCCUUCCUAGGAAGUUCUGGCGUUUUUUUUUUUUUACAGAAAUGGAUAACCCAAACGUUUAUCCAUUUGUGCUCAAGACUUCUUCAAAAACAUGUUCCGAAAUUUUCUCCGGUAUUCCUUCUUCAAUUUACUCCGGAGUUUUUUUUUAUGGAUUCUUCCCGGAUUUCCCUAAGUUUUUACCCGAAUUCUCCUGGAGUUUCUUCGUAGAGGUUUUAUGGAAUUCCACUGUUUGUUCUGGGAUUUCUCUUGAGGUUCUCUUGAAAUUUUUUUUAGAAGUUUUCCCAAUAAACUCCUCUCAUUCCUCUUUUCCAAUACUUUCUUCAGAGGUGAUACUCCAUAACUUGCUCCCAGAAGUUUUGAAGCGAUUUUCAAGAAUAUGUCUUGCAAUUUCUCUGGAUGGAUCUCCCAGUAUUGAGCAGAUAUUCUACCGUGAUUUCCCCCAGAGAUUCUUCCAGAAUUUCUGGUAAAUUUCCUUCCUAUUAAGAGACCUUAAUGGUUUUCCCGGAACUUUUCAUAGUUUUUCUUUCAGAAUUCAUCGGAUUGUCUCUUGGGAUUUAUCUAGAUCAGCUACCUGAAACUUCUUCCAGAUUUCCCUGCGGGGUCCUGUCAGGUUUACUUCUACUAUCUCUCCCGGUAUUCCUCAGGCGAAAUACCGUUGUGGAAUUUCUAAUUACUCAGAAGUAAUUCCACUUUAAUUUUUGGAGAUAUCCCGAGAAUAACUCCGGGUUCAUGUAGAAUUAGCAAUUAGUUAAAAUACAAAAAAAUAACUCCGGGUAAACUUCAAGAAGAAUUUCGGGAAACAUCUUGGACAGAACUCCGUGAGCAAAAUCUCUUGAGUAACUUAACCCUUUGGAGCUGGAGGGGUCAAUAUGAUCCCGGCGAUGAAACCGCGCAUUAGAAACAUGUUCGAGGCCAGCGAUGUUGCAGCAGCGAAGACGAACCAAUCCGACUCCAAAUAGUUCAAGUAGAAAACCUGGAAUGAACCCCGCUAAAAACUUUGGGACAAAUCCCAGGAUAUUCACGGAAUAAAAACGAUAAUAUUAGGGAGAAAUAUUGGAGAAAUGCUCAGAGAUUCCGCAGGAGCAAUUAUCAGGAGGUAACUUUGGUACACAUCCAAAAGAAAUUUCAAAAGGAAUAGCAACGGAUUUUUUUAUUUGGAAUCAACAGGAAACUUCUCGAGAGAUUCAUUGAGAGGUAUCUCACGAAAGAUUUUUGAAGAAAUCCCGAGAGGAAUUACAAUAUAAAUCCUAGGAGGAAAACCGAAAGGAUUUCCGUAAUACCUCAUAACCUCUCAUAACCAUAAAGAAAAAUCUGGCAGAGCUUUCGAGAAAACCUUGGCAAAAACCUUAGGGAGGCAUCUCGGAACAAUAUUUGUAUUCAGAAUUCAGGGAGGAAUCCCAGAUACUUCUCAAGCGGGCCUCCUUAAGAUUAACUGGAAGAAGCCAUGCAGAAAUUCCUGCAUCAAUCUUAAAAGAAAUCCCAGUAGAAAUAAAAUUACAACAUCAAUCAGAAAAGUUCAGCACUGAAGAAAAAGAUUGUCGAACCGUGUUGUCAAAAAAUGUCUCUAGCUUUAACGUUUUCUUGUUUGUUUUUGUGAAGUGAAAAUGCCAUAUAGAUUGUUAAUUAAAGAUUUCACCAAAAUGUACGAUUGAAAACAAACGAAGAACAUAAAAACUUCAGCUCAGUGAUUCUAGAUAGAGAAAGUGAGAGUAUCGUUGUUGCCGUGUUGUUCAGCUUCUUCUGGAACAACACAGCCAAACAAGUGCCCCGAGAGAGAUUAAUAGUAUGCCUUAUUUUUGAAAAUCAAACGACGAUUAACAGAACAGCUAGGAGGCCUUAACUGUUUUACACUUUUUACUACGCUUUUUCAACAAAAAAUCCAACCCAACAAUAGCAAGAACUACACAAACAAACACUCAUACGCGUCCCUUAUUUUUACGAAGGGACCACGCUAUUCACACUCACCACACCGGAAAUGCUUCUGGUUCGGUUUCCCCGUGAUGGGAAACUUCCAUGCAAUGCAAUUCGAUGAUGGAAAUCAAGCAAACAAGUAAGCAAGCCGCCGUAAUAUAUAGUAUUGUACAUAGGAAACAAAAAAAUAUGCGUUUACACUGAUUCGAGUAGGUAAUUUUUACUGCGCUCUCCUAGUUUUAAGCGAAGAUUUCUUACUUUAGGUCUACUGUAAAUAGAAAACAGAAAAAAGUAUAGAAAAGCCUUAGGAAUAACUGUUACUGAAUAAAUGAAAAACAAAUAAUAAAAAAACGACGAAAAAAGUGUUUCUUAAGCAAAUUAACUCCGUGCAAAGGAUUGAGUAGUCUCCUCCAUGCGCGGCAUGGGGAUAUGUGGAUUUUAUUUUUAGACCCUAGUGUUUUUAUAUUAGAUGAAUGUUUAUGUCGUAUAUGAUGAUGGGAAUGCAGUGCGAAGCGAUGUGUUACACUGAAUAUGUUGAUAACAAUAAAAAUUCUAUAAAAAUUCAA